AUCUAUUUAAAGUGCCGAAAUAAAACAGUUGCUAGAGUUUUGCCUGAUCCUCAAAAAUUAGUGUUUUCACAUUCCCAAAAGCUUCAUAAAAACUUGUCUAGGAGGAGCUCAAAUUUAUCUAAAAAUAAAGAUUUCAAUGAAGAGUCUAAAAAUGAUAUUUCGGAAAUCAGGAAAAGUGAAGUUGGAAGUGACAUCCACCUGAACCCUCAUCUUGAUGAAGGCAAUGGAAAUAGAAUGCAGUUUCAAAAUAGAGCAGAAAGGAACUAGCAAUAUACUUUCUCAAAGAAGCUUCAAGCAAAAUAUAAGCAAACAAGGAAGCAAGUCUUAUCUCUCAAAUUAUUGUAAAAACAAUUUGGAUGAAGAGAGGAGGACUAUUCCAAGAAAUUAUAAUGACUCUACUCUGGACCCAGAAUAUGAAUCUUUUCCUGAAAAUGAAGAUCUUAUAAGAAAAAUACAAAAGAAGAUAGAAGCAAGAGUUCAAUACAAACCAAAAUGAAAAUAGCCUGAUUUAUUCUUUCCUUUGUUGUAAAGAGUUCACAAGGUGAUGAAUGAAGUCUCUCUAUAAGCAUCAUCAAGAUUACAAGCAAGCUUCUAGAAAGCUUACAUCAGAUCUAGAUCUAAAAACUCUCGUAAAUACUAUCCGGAGGACACAAAUCUUGGCUGAUUUAUUGUUCUCUCAAAGCUCUGCGAUACUCUUAUUAGAGAAUCAUCCUUGUGUCAUGUUCCCUCCAAAAGAAUAUGAAAAAGAAGUAUCUAAAAUUGAACUAACAGGCAAUCUUUGAAAGCAGCUUGCCUUACAAAUUGUUAAAGAGAAUAACUAAUGAUGUCAUUUU
Moneuplotes crassus is the source of this 833-nucleotide messenger RNA. The record is from the annotation of a GenBank genome assembly. NCBI's taxonomy places the organism in Eukaryota, Ciliophora, Spirotrichea, Euplotida, Euplotidae.